Melanotaenia boesemani (Boeseman's rainbowfish) is the source of this 2228-nucleotide messenger RNA. RefSeq names its product zinc finger protein OZF-like. Lineage: Eukaryota; Metazoa; Chordata; Actinopteri; Atheriniformes; Melanotaeniidae. The record is from RefSeq and is a predicted model, not a curated record. Gene Ontology annotation, molecular function: RNA polymerase II cis-regulatory region sequence-specific DNA binding; DNA-binding transcription factor activity, RNA polymerase II-specific. Bases 87 to 1616 code for a protein of 509 amino acids. Gene Ontology annotation, cellular component: nucleus. Gene Ontology annotation, biological process: regulation of transcription by RNA polymerase II; central nervous system development. The transcript has 2 exons.
GUAGGGCUUAUGAAUGUUUGGAAUCGCAAAGAGCUGGAAGACAUUUAUGUUGUAUUUCGAAUGAAUAUUUCAGUGUUUCAUCAACAAUGUCUUCAGUUCAGCAUCUGGGGGAGUUUAUGAGCGCGCGACUAACAGCUGAUGAAGGAUUUGAUGAAACGAUCGUGAAGCCAAAGAAAGAAAUCGAUGGUCAGCACAAGCUGCUGGAUCUCACCUGGUUACCACAAAAUAACUCGCACACAACAGAACUCUCACAGCAGCAUCUCUGUAAAGUGGAAGAAGAGGUACCUGAUGAUCAGCAGCCCUCUCACCAGGGAAGGAACUACACUUCAGACCAAGAGGAACCAGAGCCUUCAAAGACCAAAGAAGGACAGGAGGAAGCCUACACCUGUCAGGAUGGAGAGCAGCUUGUACUGGAGCAGGAGACUGAUUCCCACAGGCUGACUCCUAGUGAUGCAGACAUAGAUGAACCAAACAGUGUCCAGCUCCUCACUUGCAGCUCUUAUGUAGCUAAUAAGAAAGCAGAGGAUGAACUGAAACAAAAGAAACAUCACAGAAGGGAAAAUCACAGAAAUGCAGAUGACCCUGUCUUGUCAGAGAAUCUAUCAAAGGCAUGUAAAACGUCAGUAAAUUGUAACGUGUGUGAAAAAGCUUUUGAGAGUGAGUUCAAACUGAAGCGACAUCUGAAAACCCACACAACCGUGAAGCCAUAUAGCUGUAAAACAUGUGGAAAAAGUUUUUCUCAGUAUCGCGUUUUGACUGUCCAUAUGAGAACUCAUACUGGUGAGAAGCCAUAUUGUUGUGAAACAUGUGGUAAAUGUUUCAGUCAACAUGUGGGUUUGACUGUUCAUAUGAGAACCCACACAGGUGAGAAACCAUACUUUUGUGAAACGUGUGGGAAAAGUUUUGGUGAGCGCAGUAACUUUACUAUCCAUUUGAGAACCCACACGGUUGAGAAGCCAUAUUCUUGUGAGACAUGUGGAAAAAUUUUCACUAAUCAUGGUGGUUUGACUGUCCACUUGAGAACCCACACUGGCGAGAAACCAUAUUCUUGUGAAAUAUGUAGGAAAAAGUUCAGUCAACGCACUAAUGUUACUAUCCAUUUGAGAACCCACACUGGUGAGAGGCCAUUUUCUUGUAAAACUUGUGGAAAAUGUUUUAAUGAUGGUAGUGGUUUGAAUGGUCACAUGCGAACCCACACAGGUGUUAAGCCAUACAGUUGUGCAACAUGUGGGAAAAGUUUCAGUCAUAGCAGUGGUUUGACUGUCCACACGAGAACUCACACAGGUGUGAAGCCAUAUUCUUGUGAAAUAUGUGGGAAAGGUUUCAGUCAAAGUGGUGGUUUGACCGCCCACAUGAGAAGCCACACUGGUGAGAAACCAUAUUCUUGUAAAAUAUGCGGAAAAAGUUUCAGAUUACGUUUUGUUUUGACCGUCCAUAUGAGAACCCACACAGGUCUGAAGCCAUUUUCUUGUGAAAUGUGUGGGAAAUGUUUCGGUGAUGAUAGUCGUUUGACUGUGCACAUGAGAACACACACAGUUGUGAGGCCGAAUUCUUGUGGAAAAGGGUUCAGUCAAAGCGGUAAUUUGGCUACCCACAUGAGAAGUCACACCAGUUAGAAUUCUCAUGUUCUAACUAGCGGAGCGCAGCCUCCCUGAGCCGGGUUUUGAUGGUUGAUUUUUCUCCCUGUUGAAGGGAGUUUACUCUGUUCCAGUCUCACUUGUCAUCCCAUCCAUGCUCAGGAUGGGGGAUUGAAUCAAAGAUUUGAUGCAGUUUGUUAGUCUUUCUUAUGUAGGAAAUAAUUUUUUGUUAACUGGUUUGUAUGAACACUAAUAUGUAUUUUUUUUUAUUGGAUCACAGUGAUUGGAUUAUCUCUGUUAACUUCUUUGAGAUUCCUUUUGUUGUGAAUUUUUGCUGUGUAAAUAAAGUUAAAUUAAACUAAAAAUGAAAAUGCACCUGGUAACAUAGAUAGGUCUCUUUUUAAGGGCUCUUAGAUUGUGAAUCAGCAAUCAUGUCUAUUUGUUGUAGCAGAGACGAAAGUCAUAAAUUAAUUAGCAUUUACAGUAAUAAAGAAGUUAUCUGUGAUGAAGUAUUUUUGGGGUUUUUUUUUCAUAGCGUAGUGUGAUUGAACCUCUGCUGUCUCACUGAGUAGAGCUUUUAAACGCUGCAAUUUUUAUUUAAAACAACUCUGGAUAAAAGCCUGAAAAAAAGUUUGUCUGCAAUAAAACAUA